CAUCUGCACUAAGCAUCUGUUUACCUUCAUACCAGGCACCUUUCCCAUACUUUAUCAAUACUUUUAGAGCUACUUUUGGAGUCUGCAGUCAUGGCUACUCCAAAUAAAGAUCCCAUUUGGAACCUGGAGCUCAAGACCAAGGCUACUGUGACCUUCAGUUCUAGUCCAGUCAGCCCACCAGACAGCACCUGGAAGUUCCAGAACAAAGAAUGUAACAACUACAGAUCCAAGGAGGGGAUCACCCCUGAGGGUGGGAGCAAUGGCUCUGACCCAAGCUCUUACCAGAAGGUCAAGGGGAUAACAUGGUUCCAAACUUUGAUUCACCUGUUGAAAGGGAAUAUUGGCACAGGUCUCCUGGGACUGCCCCUGGCAGUGAAGAAUGCAGGGCUCUUGAUGGGUCCUCUCAGUCUGUUGCUCAUGGGCAUUGUGGCUGUACACUGUAUGGGCAUCCUGGUGAAGUGUGCUCGCCACUUGUGCCGCAGGCUACAGAAGCCCUUUUUGGAUUAUGGAGAUGCAGUGAUGUAUGGGCUACAGACCAGCCCCAGCUCUUGGCUCCAGAAUCAUGCCCUUUGGGGAAGGCAUGUUGUGGUUUUUUUCCUGCUUCUCACUCAAUUGGGAUUCUGCUGUGUAUAUUUUGUUUUUCUGGCUGAUAAUUUAAAGCAGGUGAUAGAAGCAGCCAAUACAACUACCACCAACUGCUAUAGUAAUGAGACUGUGACCUUGACACCUUCCAUUGACUCACGACUCUACAUGCUCAGCUUCCUGCCCUUCAUAGUGUUACUGGUAUUCAUCCGUAACCUCAGAGUCCUGUCCAUCUUCUCCAUGUUGGCCAACAUAUGUAUGUUCAUCAGCCUGGUUGUGAUCUACCAAUACAUUGUUCAGGAUAUCCCAGAUCCCAAAAACCUACCUCUUGUAGCUGAUUGGAAGACCUACCCUUUGUUCUUUGGAACUACUAUUUUUGCAUUUGAGAGCAUUGGUGUGGUUCUUCCCCUAGAAAACAAAAUGAAGAAGAAUGACCAUUUCCCAGUCAUCUUGUAUGGAGGAAUGACCAUGAUUACACUUCUCUAUACCAGCCUGGCAUGCCUGGGCUACUUGAAGUUUGGAGCAGCCAUACAAGCCAGCAUAACCCUCAACCUGCCCAACUGCUGGUUAUUUCAGUCUGUGAAGCUGCUCUACUCUCUCGGAAUCUUCUUCACCUAUGCCCUGCAAUUCUAUGUCCCAGCUGAGAUCAUCAUCCCUUUUGCUGUCUCCCACGUGCCAAAACAGUGGAAUUUGGUGGUAGAUUUAUCCAUCCGCACAGGCCUGGUCUGUGUGACAUGUGCCUUGGCCAUUCUGAUCCCCAGAUUAGACCUGGUAAUAGCCCUGGUGGGUUCCAUGAGCAGCAGUGCCCUGGCUCUGAUCAUCCCACCACUCCUGGAGAUCAUCACCUAUUACUCAGAGGGCAUGAGCCCUAUCACCAUCAUUAAGGACAUCCUGAUCACUUUCCUGGGCUUCUUUGGGCUUGUGGUGGGCACCUACCAAGCACUCUAUGAACUGGCCCAGCCACCUGUUUCUCCCACCUUUUCCAACUUGACCAGUGCCUUCGUACAGUGAUCUACUUCCAAGAGGAACACCUUCCCUGCCUCUCCUCAUCCCUCCACUCCCUGUGGAAGGUGAACUCUCUGCUUCUGGGACUAGGCCAACUGUGCUAUGGUAGAAAAAGCACUGGGUCUGGAAAUGGAACACCUGGGUUAUGUGAUAUGACUAUGGGCAAGUCACUUAGACUCUUUGAGCCUCAGUUUCCUCACCUGUAAAAUGAGGAUACUGCUUCUCCUUAUAGGAUUUUUGGGAGCAUUGAAUGAAGUAAUGUAUUCAAAGCACUUUGUAAAUUGUAUAGUGCUAUAAAAAUAUGGCCUAUUACCACUGCUUUUCUUCCCCCUCAGCAUUCUCUUACUUUGGGAGCUCUCCAACAUACUGCCUCAAGGUAUGAGUCAUUUUCUCUUAGCUUUGCCUCUGACUUGUUGGCAAACUUCAGUUAAAGGUUUCCACUAGCUGCCUAUCAUAGAAAGAUGACCUAACAAGGUUGAGCACAUGUUUGCCAUCCAUGAACUCUCUGAAUACAAGCUGAUACUGAAACUCUAAAUAUAUUCUAUCUGGAGUUUGACUCCCUUUCCAACUCCUUGUUCCUGGACCUCUACCUUGUUCCUCAAAGACAAACCAAUCUGUGAAAUAUUUAUACUCAAUCACCAUUUCUAGACUCUGACAUGUAGUUGGGUUUUGUAUCAGAGGAGACGCAGUUUUAAGAAGAGAGCACAUGCAUGUGAGAAAUCACCUUGAAAUCCUGAAGGCAAUUAAGGGAAGGACCUUAAGGAUUGUCGUCCAACCCUCUCACGCUCCAGGGGAAGAGAAUGAAGCUCAGAGAGGACAAGAGGCUUGCCCAAAGCUACACCAUGAGUUAAUGGUUUGGCUGAGGCUAGAAGUCCGGUCUCUGGCCACACAAAGCUGAGCUCUUUCCCAUGAGACCACAGAGCAAGAAGUAAUCUUAAAGACUAUCAGGUCUAACACUCUCAUUUUGCAAAAGAGUAAAGUGCAGAUGUAGAGAGGGGAAUGGAUUUGCCCUGGACUGUAACCCAGGAUUCCCCAUCCAGUGCUCUUUUCACUACACCCCACGUAUUUGGGGAUAGAAGAAGGGCUCCCUGCUACUGCAAAGGGCUCUAGAGAAGGAAGACAGAAAUGGUGCUAGAAAACAAAAAAAGACCUGAGGGCUCAUAGACAAAUGAUGUGCAUUUGGGGGAGGGUUCCCUCCUCUUAUAUCUCCUGACUAUGGUUAGUCACAGUCUCCAAGUGAAAAUGCUUAUUUUUUGAAAGAUUAACAGAUUAAUCUUACCAAGAAGUAAGAGAAAUCUGGCUCAAGUUAGUGGUUAGGGGGAAGGGUUGGAAUCUGAAACAGCUCAUGAUAGCAAAGAUCAGAAUCCAUUCAACAAACAUUUGUUAAUUACUUUGUGUGUACAGAGUACUCUGUUAAGCACCAAGGAAGGUUUCAGGCUUGGAUAGGAUAAUGUUCUUGCCCUCCUCCCUUGUGAAGAAGGGUCUUUGGUCAUCUCUUCAUUGCAUGUAUGUCAGCAACA
Messenger RNA from Vombatus ursinus (common wombat), 3107 nucleotides. RefSeq names its product proton-coupled amino acid transporter 1-like. Bases 91 to 1593 code for a protein of 500 amino acids. The record is from RefSeq and is a predicted model, not a curated record. Gene Ontology annotation, biological process: proline transmembrane transport; L-alanine transport; glycine transport. The transcript has 10 exons. Gene Ontology annotation, cellular component: vacuolar membrane. NCBI's taxonomy places the organism in Eukaryota, Metazoa, Chordata, Mammalia, Diprotodontia, Vombatidae. Gene Ontology annotation, molecular function: L-proline transmembrane transporter activity; L-alanine transmembrane transporter activity; glycine transmembrane transporter activity.